AUGACAAUAGCCGAAUUUACAGAGGCCGGUGAAGAAGCUAAUAGGAAUAGGUCAAAUCUCAUGGGGAAAUUGAGGAAAACGGAAGAUGAGUUAGCUGAGUUGCUGGAGUCCCAAGAAGAUUUGAAGCAAGCUGCAGAAAAGGCUGAGAAGGAAGUGCUUUCACUGAAGUCUCAACUUGCCGACGCUCGAAAAAGAUUUGACGAAGAGCUUGAGCAGCAUAUUGCUGACUUGCAACGGAAAGCUACGCGUGAAUUAGCCGAAGCAGUGGCUAAAGCAGAAGAGGCUGACCGAAAGUUUGAUCAGCAACUUGCUGAGGAAAAAGCAAACACCUCUAAAGCAAUUAGUGAAAGAGAUGCUGCUCAACAACAGGCUAGAGACGCGGAAACGCGAUAUUUGAACGUAGUAAAGGAAUCCAAAGAGCUUCAUGAUCAGCUUGAAGUCAUAGAUAAGGAGAGGCGGAUGCUUCGUCUAGAAGUUGAUAACUUGGCUUCAACGAAGGAUGACGCAGGCAAGAGUGUGUUUGAACUGGAGAAGGCGAAAAAGCGCCUUGAAGAAGAACUGGCAGAAGCCAGGGAGCAGAUCAUAGAACUUGAAGAUGCGCUGCAGUUAGCUGAUGAUGCAAAGACUAGAGGAGAGGUGAUGCUACAAGCUGCAAAACAAGAUUGGGAAAGACAGCUGUCGCAGAGAAGUGAAGAAGAGGAUGAUCAAAGGCGUUCGUUGACUAAAAGGCUACGUGACCUAGAAGAGGAGCUGAAUGUCGAACAACGUUCAAGAGCACAAGCUGUGCAAGCAAAGAAAAAAGUAGAAGCGCAGGUAUGAAA
Molecule: messenger RNA, 821 nt
Organism: Strongylus vulgaris
Lineage: Eukaryota; Metazoa; Nematoda; Chromadorea; Rhabditida; Strongylidae
Source: the annotation of a GenBank genome assembly